Messenger RNA from Lachancea nothofagi CBS 11611, 1059 nucleotides. Lineage: Eukaryota; Fungi; Ascomycota; Saccharomycetes; Saccharomycetales; Saccharomycetaceae. The record is from the annotation of a GenBank genome assembly.
AUGACGACCUCUAACAAAGACUUUCAUUUUGGUCUUUUGCGUGUCUCCAUGAUCCAGUUGCUAAAGAGCCAGGGUUUUGAUAGGGCACCAGUGACUACUGUCGAUGCUUUCACAGACUUAUAUGUCCGCUUUUUUCAGCUGCUGACGCUAGAGGUGAUGAAAUUGUCACGCAGCAGGAUGGACGAAUACGAAGACAUUGCUCUGCAAGAUGUCUCACAGGCGCUUAUGAACGUAGGGCUGUUGAAGCCGAUGAAUACUCUUGAUAUUUAUGACGAAAACCCGGACCUUGUGGGUGACCUGGGAAUGCAAAAAUUCAAAAAAUGGUGUCUGCACAAUGCGAUGCCGCGAGAAGCACGCGCAGUGGCGACCCCUACGGCAGAUUUGUUGCGGCCGAAAGACAAAUCAUCUAAACCCUUAUCAAUGAUUCCUGAGUACAUCAACCAACUCGAUAAAGCUACCAAAAAAGGCGCAUCUCAUAAUGAAUCACACGAAAACGACUUGGUAGAUCAAAUGAUCAACAAUGGUGACAUGGACGAUUGGGUGCAUUUUUCAAUUCGCAAACAACAAUUGAACCUUGCGAAAAGGAUCUCCGGAAGAGAUGUCAAAGAUAUAAACAACUUACCAGCGCUUCCUGGUCUGAAACAUUCCACACUCGCGGCGGCUUCAGCACAAGAUGCUAGCGAAGUGACGCCACCAGAACCUGUAAUAACUGAUGGUGACGAAAGAGCACUGAAGGAGAAAGCUGCGCUAAUGAAAAUGACAGCAUUUCAAAAAGAAAACAGAUUAGAAAAUAUACGAUUAUCCUUCGAAGACGAAGAACUUACGGGCAGUGAUUCGGAGGUAAACAUAAAUGACGUUGGAUUCGUGGACGAAGAGAUGAAUCAAGAUUUAGAAGCUUUCGAGCGGCUUGAGAACACCAUGGGUCUUACUUUAGAGAGCGACAGUAAUUUGCAACUGGCAGAAGCAGAAAAUCUGAACGAUACAUUUCAACGGAGAGACUCCUUCGAUUUUGGUGAUGAGGCUUUUCACAAUCAUGAGUUUGAUUCUGAUAAUUACUGA